Molecule: messenger RNA, 1807 nt
Organism: Esox lucius (northern pike)
Lineage: Eukaryota; Metazoa; Chordata; Actinopteri; Esociformes; Esocidae
Product: acidic mammalian chitinase-like
Exons: 12
Coding region: 93-1511 (472 amino acids)
Biological process (GO): carbohydrate metabolic process; chitin catabolic process
Cellular component (GO): extracellular region
Molecular function (GO): chitin binding; chitinase activity
Source: RefSeq, a predicted model, not a curated record
CUACAAACGCUUAUAUGUCUGUUUAUUUGCUGGUUCCUGUUGUGUUGAGACAGACAUAAAGCAGUCCCUGUUAUUCUGGCCAAGAAGACACAAUGAGCAAACUCACUUUACUUGCAGGUCUGUUCAUGACCCUGUGUCACUUGGGUUCCACCUCCAUAUUGGCCUGCUACUUUACCAACUGGUCCCAGUACAGAUCUGGAAUUGGGAUGUUCCUGCCAGAGAAUGUUGAUCCUCAACUCUGUACCCAUCUGAUCUAUGCCUUCUCCGUUAUCAACUCUGCCAAUCAACUUGACACAUUAGAGUGGAAUGAUCAGACCCUCUACAGAUCCAUCAAUGGACUUAAAAACAGAAAUCCUAAGCUCAAAACAUUGUUGUCUGUUGGUGGAUGGACAUUUGGCACAGCACAGUUCAGCAUCAUGGUUUCAACACCUACCAAUCGACAAACAUUCAUCCAGUCCUCAAUCAGUUUUCUGCGGCAGCAUGGAUUUGACGGGUUGGAUCUGGACUGGGAGUACCCUGGAUCACACGGCAGUCCUCCAGAGGACAAGCAGAGAUUCACAGUGUUGUGCCAGGAGCUCCAUGAGGCCUUUGUUGCUGAGGGCAACUCCACCAGCCGCCCCAGACUACUACUAACAGCUGAUGUAGCUGCUGGGAAAGGGACUAUUGAUACUGGCUAUGAGAUUGCAGCAGUUGCUGAAUACCUGGAUUUCAUUAACGUGAUGACCUAUGACUUCCAUGGAUCCUGGGAGACCUUUACAGGACACAACAGCCCUCCAUACAGGGGAUCUCAAGACACAGGACAAGACAUCUACUUCAACACACACUUUGCCAUGACAUACUGGCGGGACCAGGGAGCCCCUGCUGAGAAGCUGAUAAUGAGCUUUCCCACAUACGGUCGUACGUUCCAGCUCUCCUCUGGAAAUACUGGUGUUGGAGCACCAGCCAAUGCUCCUGGUGUGCCUGGACUUUUCACAGAGGUGGCUGGUUUCCUCUCUUAUUAUGAGAUCUGUCCCUUCCUCCAAGGAGCAACUGUCCAGUGGAUUCAGGAUCAAAUGGUUCCCUACGCCUUUAAAGGAAAUCAGUGGGUGGGAUUUGACAAUAUAGACAGCUAUUACACAAAGGUCAGUUACCUAAAGGCUAAUGGCUUUGGGGGGGCCAUGGUCUGGUCCCUGGACCUGGAUGACUUUUCUGGACAAUCCUGUGGACAGGGCAACUAUCCUCUGAUCAGCUAUCUAAAAAAUCUCCUCAACAACGGUUUACUUCCUCCGCCACCAAGAAGCCCCCUAGCACCUAUCACAACUAAUGCUACAACCCGCUCCCCGACCACGGUCAUCCCAACCACUACUCCGUUGGUGGGAAGUGGUUUCUGUACAGGCAAGGCCGAUGGGCUCUACGUUGAUGCAGACGACCUUAAGUCUUUCUAUAACUGUGCCAAUGGCCUCACCUGGAUCCUGAGCUGCCCCCCUCGCUUAAUCUUUGACCCCAACUGCAGGUGCUGCAACUGGCCCUAGUACGGCCUAAAGUCACAGCUCUUAACAAUCUAUCAGGCACUGAGGGAACAUUUUAAAAUGUCUGAAAUAUAUACAAAAAAUAUAUAUAAAUAUAUUCAGGAUAUCUCCCAAACUUGUGUUUCAUAUUAGUUAUUUUGGCAUAUGGCUUUACUGAGUAUUUUUUUUCUCAUUCCCCAAUGUAUCUUUUAUUUCGGAUUCAUUCACUUGAAAGUGCUUUACCACUUUAUUCCCAAUGUGUGCUGUGUUUGGGGUCCCUCUCUAUUUACUGUGUGAAUUCAUUAAAUUUCAAAUAAGAA